Messenger RNA from Rubroshorea leprosula, 1002 nucleotides. Lineage: Eukaryota; Viridiplantae; Streptophyta; Magnoliopsida; Malvales; Dipterocarpaceae. The record is from the annotation of a GenBank genome assembly.
CUAUCCUUCUCUAUCCUCCUCUCCUUCACCUACAUCCUUCUCUAUUUUCUUCUUUCUUUUUGGUUGGAUGGUGAGAACCCGAUUUGGGUUCUCAUUCUCCCAAAUCCGAUACAAUAGAAUAAGGAGUAUUGCGGCCUAAUUUUUUAAAUACAUUCUCCCAGAUCUCCAACCAAUAAUCUAACGAACUCCCUUCUUCCUUUUUUUUUUUUUUUUUGGUUCAUUCCUUAAAGAAACUCCAGCAAAACCCCAAAAUUUUUCACUCAAAAAUCCAAUGAAAAUCCAACAGUAAUACUGAGGGAUGAGAGAAGUGAUGGAUUUGGGAAAGAAGGGGGAGGAAUCCACCAAACCUUAAACCCAUUGAUCAAUCUCAAAUAUGGUCCCUUUGAACCCUAAACCUAGGUGCAUCCAUGGAAUCUUGCGAGCUCAGGGAUUUAGGUUCCCAUUUUCCUUCUUUCUACAAGAUUUGAGCUCAUGGAGAACCCAAACCUGGUUCUCCUUAUGAGAACCCAUCUGAGUUUUGAAGGAUUUAGGUGAAUUAGGGAUGAGGUGAGUGUUUGGCUGAGAUUAGAAUCAUAAGAGGAAAGAAAAAGUGAGACGGUGAUGAUGAACAAUGAAAGAGAGGAAGCAAUGGAUGAAGAGGUCACUGGAGGAAAAGUAGGGAGUGGUGAGGGGAUGAUCAGAGUUGAGACAAAGGAGUUAGAGUGUAAAGAUGGGGUAUUUAGAGUAGACCCUUCAUUGCACACAGAGUCCACUCUCCAUGUGGAGAGUAGACUCUACAAGGUUAAGAAUGGACUCCCAAAUUCUAGAGAGUAGAGUUGUUUUGGACACUAAGUAGAGUCGACUCUUAAAAGAAAGAGUUGAUUCCCGUUUUUAAUAAUUGACUCUAAGAAUGUAAAUUCGACUCUCUAGCCUUCAAGAGUUGACCAUAGAUGAUCAAUAUUUGACUCCCAAAUUCCAGAGAGUUGAGAAAGUUCUGGGUGCUGGGUAUAGUUGAUUCUUUUA